Molecule: messenger RNA, 1809 nt
Organism: Capronia epimyces CBS 606.96
Lineage: Eukaryota; Fungi; Ascomycota; Eurotiomycetes; Chaetothyriales; Herpotrichiellaceae
Exons: 6
Coding region: 1-1809 (602 amino acids)
Molecular function (GO): flavin adenine dinucleotide binding; N,N-dimethylaniline monooxygenase activity; NADP binding
Source: RefSeq, a predicted model, not a curated record
AUGCCACACAAAACUUCUACUCCGCCGGCCGGAGCGACGAAUGCCCCGUCCUUGGGGUUUCACGGCCAUAUCGACUCCCCAAAGGAAGACGAAGUACACGAGAAUGAGUGGUACCGCCAAUUCCAUCCCGACUAUAGUGUUGCUGAAACUCCUCUGCACACGCCUUCUGGUGUGCACAUCAUCAUCGUCGGAGCCGGCGCCGCCGGGCUGAACAUCGCCUACAAGGCUGCGCGCCAAUUCGCACCCGGGGAAGUGACAUUCUCCAUCUACGAGAAGAACGAAGACGUGGGCGGGACAUGGCUUGAAAACCGCUAUCCCGGCUGCGCAUGCGAUAUCCCGUCUCACGCCUAUCAGUGGACAUACGCCCCGAAACCCGACUGGAGCUCCUAUUACGCUGGUAGCGAGGAGAUCUGGCAGUAUAUCAAGACCUGGGCAGUGGAGAACGACCUUCUCGAAAAAGUCAAAUUCGGCCAUAAAGUCACCCGGGCGGAAUGGGACGAAGACGAGGGGAUCUGGAAGGUGCAAGGCGUCGACCGAGACGGCAAGCCAUUCACGGACGAGGGCAGCGUGCUGGCGAGCUGCCAUGGGCUUCUGAACACCUGGAAAUACCCAGACAUUCCAGGGAUCAAAACGUUCCGGGGCAAAUUGAUGCACAGCGCCAGCUGGGACCAAGAGUACGAUCUCGAAGGCAAAACCGUGGCCGUGGUCGGAGGAGGCUCCUCGGCGGUCCAGAUCGUUCCGGCAAUCCAGCCCAAAGUCAAGAAACUGAUCCCAUACCUACGGUCGCCCAUCUGGAUUACAGCGGGAUUUGGGUCCAAAUAUGCUGCGCCUGGCGGCGGCAACUUUCAAUACUCGCAGGAGCAGAAAGACGGGUUCAGAAAGGACGCCGCACACCACCGGCAAUACUGCCGCGAGCUGGAAGGGGAACUUAACAAGCGAUUCCUUCUGAUGCACCUCCACAGCGACGACCAGAAAGUCUCUCGAGACUUCGUGGCGGACAGCAUGCGCACACAACUGGGCAACGACCCGCGCCUGUCGACGCACUUGAUCCCCCAGUACGCCCUGGGCUGUCGACGCAUGACGCCCGGGUCCGACUAUCUGUCCUCCCUGCGCCGGCCCAACGUCGAAGUGAUGAUCGACUCGGUCGUCGGCGUGACGGAAGACAGUGUCGUCGACGCCAGUGGCAGAGAAACGAAAGUCGACGUCAUCGUCUUCGCCACGGGCUUCGAUGUGACGAGGCCACCGUACGAGAUCAUCGGUCGGAAUGGCCGCAAUCUCGGCGAGGAAUGGGCCGAGUUUCCCAAGGGAUAUCUCUCUAUCAUGGCCGAAGGGUUCCCCAACAUGUUUUAUUAUAUCGGACCCAACGGUCCCGCGUCUCAUGGCUCGAUCCUCCCCAUCGUCGAAUGGCAUACGCGCUGGAUGUUCAAAGUGAUCUCGCACAUGCAGCGGACAUCUAUCAAAGCGCUGGCUCCGUCGCGGAGAGCCGUCGACGACUUGCAGAUCCAUACCCACGAGCUGCUGAAGAGGACGGCAUGGUCGUCGGCGUGCAGCAGCUGGUUUAAGAAUGGCAAAAAGCACGGUCCUGUGACCGCCAUCUGGCCCGGUAGCCGACUGCAUUAUUUCGAGGUCAUGAAGGAGCCGCGGUUCGAGGACUUUGACAUCGAGUACUUUGGCAAUCGCUUCGCGUACAUGGGCAACGGCUUCACCAGCACCGAGCUGUCGGAGAAUGGGACGGCGGUCUGGUACUUUGAUAUCCUUGAACGGGAACAAGCGAAAGGCACGACGGCCUUUUGGGAUAUCGAGGCUUGA